CGGGCGCCUCUACCGGAAGGAACGUCCGGGCCAAGAUGGCUGCCAAGCCAGGGCCCGGAAGUGCUGCCUCCCCCGGCUGUGCCGGCGCCAUGGAGCGAGUUCUACCCAUGCUGCUGGUGCGGAUCCCUGCCGAGGAGACGGCGCAGCUGGGACCGCGGGCGCAGCUGCACCGAGAGCUGGAGGCCCUGGGGAGCCUGACGGCUGCGGGCAGUCUCCAAGUGCUUUCCUUGGCGCCGGGCAGUAGGGGUGGAAGCAGCUGCCGCCUCCAAGGCCCCUUUAGGCAGUUCCUGUGGGAGGAGUCUCAGAACAGCACAUCAGCAGACAAGCCCAGAGUGCUUGUUGCUCGAGAAGAUUGUGGGCUGCUCAUAUAUGAAUUUGACUUGAGAGAUGGAAGAUGUGACGCAGCCUUACUACACAGCUGUUGUGGGAGGACCCUGCAGAAGCUCACUGAAGAUCAAGGUGUCAGCAUUUCCUUCAAGUCUUUGAGGAUUCUGUCAUUUGACAACAGCACGUCCUUACUGCUCAUCAAUGAGUGUCUCGUCGUACGUGUCGUGUUUCCGGGGAGAGAAUCUGGGAUUGGAGUGCUGGGCUGCCUCUCACUGCCCUUGCCUGCACAGGCAGUGGACACGAUAAUUGACGUGCAGCUCUGCAAGAGGUUUCUUUUCCUUCUGAGUACAUUAGGCUGGAUCCAUAUUUUUGACACUGUAAAGGGCAUGCAUGUAGCCCGCGUGGACUUGGCUCUUCCCCGAGAAGAUUCUGAGCAGCAGGAGCCUGCCAGCAUUUCUUCCUUUAUGUCACUGAAAGUGUCUCGGGACUUAGAUGUUUUGCUACUCGUCAGCUCGUCCAGUACUGCAGUUGCUCUUAACCUUCACUUGUAUUUCAGGCUACACCCAGGGCACCUGCUGUGUGAAGGAACUCUGCAAGACCUCCCUAUUGAAGGGCCUACAGGAAUAGAUGAAGAUGACCUUGUUAAUUCUGCCCACAACAUGAAACUGACCAAGGUGUCCUUCCAAGUUGAUAGGUCCUGGAGAGCCCAGCUGGCAUCACUGAAUGAAUCUGUGAGGAGCUCAGAACCAGAGCUUUCCUGCUAUCCUCCGUGGUUCCAGGGUGCUUUGUGUUUGGAGUCCCUGGAAUCUGGUAACCACUCCCCCAUUGUGCCAAACCACGUUUUCAUUCCAGGGGAUGUCCCGAGUGGCCAGUAUGCUUUUCCUCAGAAGGAGCACAGCAAGACCAGUGAGCCAAGGCCGUGGAGGACAAUGCACCUGAGUGAACAAGAGCAGCCCACAGAGCUCACGUGUCUGUCUGUGACGGGAUUUACGGCCCUGUUUAUUCAGGCAGUAGGAACGACCAGCUGCACCGUCGUCCUCUGGGACUUGGAGACCCAGAGCAUGCAGUGUUUUUCUCUCAGCCAGAAGUGUACUCCUGUAGACAUCAGCGGAGACCAGCAGCUGUGCCUUGCUUUGACAGAGAACGGCCUGUCUCUGAUUUUGUUUGGUUUAACUCAAGAGGAGUUUCUGAACAGACUGAUGAUCCAUGGCAGUGCCAGCACUGUGGACUCCCUUUGUCAUCUCAACGGUUGGGGACGGUGCUCAAUCCCCAUCCACGCUCUAGAGGCUGGCAUAGAAAAUCGUCAGCUGGACACGGUAGAUUUCUUCCUGAAGAGCAAGGAAAAUCUUCUUACUCCAUCUUCAAAAUCUCCUGCCCCUGAUCAGCAGCAGCACUUCUCCUCCCAGCUCUACCUAAGGCAGGUGGAAGAGAUGACCCCAGCCCUGGACUUACUCUGCUCAGCAAUUAGAGAAAGCGACUCCGAAACCCAAAGCAAGCACUUUGCAGAGCAGCUGCUUCACCUCACACUGUCUUUCCUUAACAAGCAAAUGAGGGAGCUUUUUGAUCACACUGAAGAGCUAGAUGAGCAUUUACAGAAAGGAGCAGCCAUUUUGACCAGCUACAUCAAUGAACUUCGGACUUUUAUGAUAAAGUUUCCUUGGAAGCCAGGAGAUGCCAUAGAUGAAUCUGAUGAAAAUGAAGAGGUCCUCACAGUGAAAGAAGGCCAGGUUUGGGAGGAACUCCGCUCUGAGGAAGUUAUUGCUGAUGCCAUUUUAAAUAACAGAAUACCAGAGGCACAAACUUUCUUCAGGAUUACUGGUCAUUCCGCUCAACGACUUGAGGAACUGGUUAGGAUAGGCCUAGAUUUGGCAUUUGACAGUUUAAAAAAGAACAGCGUGGAGGAGGCCUCCAGGCUCUUGAGGAACAUGGGCUUCAGUGUGGAAGACGAGCUGCUUAAGAUAAGCUUUUAUACGACUGAUAAAAACAUACGGGACUUUUUGGUUGAAAUUUUAAAAGAAAAGGAAUGUUUUUCUGAAAAAGAAAGAAGAACUGUGGACUUUGUCCAUCAAGCUGAAAGGCUUUACUCAGGACACUUCCAGGAAAAUGCGCCGAUGCAGGCUUUUCCCAGGUAUUGGAUAAAGGAACAGGACUGUUUCAAACACAAAUCUGUCUUGGACACGUUCCUCAAAUGUGAUACAAAAGAUGAGUUUACCAAACAGGACCAUAGAAUUGCACUGAAUUGGGCUCACUGGUGGGAUCGGCAAACACAGGAGUGUAUCCUUCUCCCCAGAAUAAGUUCAGAAGAAUAUAAAGCACAUUCCCCAGAAGCCCUGUGGAGACACCUCACAGCUCGCCAUGACUGGUCAAGCAUCAGCUUGUGGAUGGAAGAAUUUCAGGCCCAGGAAACUGUGUCACCUCAGCAGAGCAAGUGGCCUCCUCUGAGUGCUGCCGUCAUCGAGCAGAACACUUGCUGCAGCAGGCACAUGAGGAACGCGAUCUUAGACCAGCUGGCCAGAUGUGGCAUUUUUCUUGCAUCUGAGCUGGAAGACUUUGAACUUCUCCUCCUGAGACUGAGCCGGAUUGGGGGUGUAAUGCAGGAUGCCCUCCCCGUGCAGAGCUACAGAUCCUCGGCAGGGUGCAACUUUGAUUCCCAAGUCAUCCUCUACUGUUUAGAGCACGGCCUGCAGCAUCUUCUCUACGUCUACCUUGACUAUUACAAACUUAGCCCUGGAAAUUGUCCCUUUUUGGAAAAGAAAGAACUACAUGAAGCUCACCCUUGGCUUGAAUUUUUGGUUCAGUGUCGGCAAGUUUCCAGUAACUUGACAGAUCCCAAACUGAUCUUUCAGGCCAGUCUUGCAAAUGCUCAGAUUUCGAUUCCCACCAAUCAAGCCAGUGUGAGCAGCAUGCUGUUGGAAGGACACACCCUCUUGGCUCUUGCUACCACCAUGUAUGCUCCUGGGGGCGUCAGCCAGGUCAUUCAGCAUGAAGACAGCGAGAACUGUUUGAAGAAAGUGGACCCCCAGCUACUGAAGAUGGCCUUAACGCCUUACCCAAAGCUCAAAGCCGCGCUCUUCCCUCAGUGCACUGCUCCUAGUAUUCUGCCCUCUGACAUUACACUCUACCACCUCAUCCAGUCCUUACCACCCUUUGAUCCCAGCAGACUGUUUGGCUGGCAGUCUGCCAACACUCUAGCUAUCGGAGAUGCGGCCGGUCAGCUCCCACACUUCUCCAGUCCUGACCUGGUGAGUAAAUACGCCGUGGUGGAGCAGCUGAGCUACACGUAUUACUUACAUCACGGACGCCCAUCCUUCGCCUUCGGCACCUUUCUGGUCCAGGAGUUAAUCAAGAGUAAGACUCCCAAGCAGCUGAUCCAGCAAGUAGGCAAGGAGGCCUAUACCUUAGGGCUCUCCUCCUUCCACAACCCUUCGGUAGGGGCCGCCUGUGUCUGCUUCUUAGAAUUGCUUGGCCUCAGCAGCCUCAAGCUCAGAGUUGACCUGAAAAUGGCAAACGUAGUUCUGGGCUCCAGGCGUAGAAAUGAAGAUGCACAUCCCAGCUUCAUCAGAGAGUCUCUGGCUGAGAAGCUGUCUAAGCUUGCUGACGGUGACAGGGCAACCACAGAAGAGCUGCUCGUUCUCUUGGAGGAAGGCGUGUGGGACAGCAUUGAGCAGCAGGGCUUUAACAGGUUGUCCAGCGAAUCCAGCAGCCAGUGGUCAUUAGUGUUACAGUUCUGCAUGCUCCAUGAUAUGAAACUGAGCGUGUCCUACCUUAGAGAAUGUGCCAAAGCAAAUGAUUGGCUGCAGUUUCUGGUUCACAGCCAGCUCCAUAACUACCACCCAGAAGAGGUGGAAACCCUGCUUCAGUAUUUCAGUCCUGUCCUUCAGAGUCACUUGAAGCUGGCUUCUGAGAAACUGUCAUCAGGGUCCAUCUCUAAGGACGACAGCUGCCUCCAGGAACUCCAGAAAAACAAAGAAACAAGUGAUUUCUUUGAAAUUCUCCACCGGUGCUCGGAUGAGUCAGCUUCCUGGUGCUGGCUCCUGGCUGAAGCAGUGAGACAUCGGGUUCCCAUCCUCAGUGUCCUGGCCUCGUGUAUCCAGGGUGCCAGUGCUGUCCCCUGUCUCUGUGUUUGGAUUGUCACCUCUGUGGAGGACAAGGUUGCAGCUGAAGCAAUAGAACACAUUCAGAUCUCUGUAGAGGACCAUCAUUGGAGCCUCGAGGACCUGUCCAUUAUCUGGAGAACUGUAUUGACAAGACGGAAGAUCCACACUCUCAUCCGAGGCUUCCGGCUUUUCAUUAAGGAUUCCCCACUUCUCUUGAUUAUGGAAAUGUAUGAACUGUGUGUGUUCUUCAAGAACUACGGAAAAGCCAAAGUUAAGCUUGUGGAGUUCCAGAAAAGCCUUGAAAUGCUUGACACAGUGGCUACUCGGGUCCUUCCUGUCAUACCUGCCACGUGGAUGAGGGAGCAGGUGUGCUUCCUUUUGAAACUUAUGCCACAGCAGUGCGAGACACAGUAUGAGCUGCAGAAAGUCCUCCAACUGUUUGUCGGGAUGGAGCAGCUCUUCUCCGAUGGGCCAGACGUGCAGAAGCUGUAUCGGCUCAGCCAAGUACUGAAGGACACACCUAUCACCAUCAGCCCUGCAGUCAUUUCCAGCUACAGCACUGAGAGUUUGCAGCGUGAGUGUAGAUCUAUUUUGGAGAAGCUAAAGGCAGAUGGACAGUUUGCUGUGGCCAGGAGAGUGGCAGAAUUAGCAUCCCUGCCUGUGGACGGCUUGGUGAUUGAACAGUUAACGCAGGAAAUGCAAAUGCUAACACACACCCAGCAGUGGUCCCUGAAACAAGCAAGACUUGACUUCUGGAGAAAAUGCCAUGAAAAUUUUAAGAAAAACUCUGUUUCAAACAGAGCAGCCUCUUCCUUCUUCUCCAGCCAAGCCCCGGAGGCGAGUGAGCACCCUGCUGAGCAGGGCAGCCUUGAGGAGCGCCAUCUGCUGCUCACUCUGGCGGGCCACUGGCUUGCCCAAGAAGAGCCAGUUCCCGUGGAGGAACUGGAGGAGCUGGAGAAACAGAUUUGGCUCUGCCGCAUCGCCCAGCACACAUGUGGAGGGGCUGAAGAAGAAACCAAGCCCAGCCUCUCGCAACACAAGUUGGCCCCUGCUGAACUUUCUUCUGAUAGCUCAGCCAGUGAGUUCUCCUUCUCCAAGCUUGCUGCUUUGAACACAUCCAAAUACUUAGACCUUAAUGGUCUUCCAUCCAAGGAGAUGUGUGAGAACACACUGGAACACAGAGAGCAGGAGUCACUGAACACUUUGAUUGGGCAGCUGCUGGAUGGUGGCUGUGUGCAUGAAGCGAGCAGAGUGUGCCGGUAUUUCCGUGUCUAUAGUCAGGAUCUAGUGCUGCUGCUGCACUGCAGAGCCUUGGCCUCCGCAGAGGCCAGCAUGGAAGAUCUGCACUCAGAGAUCCGUGCCCUCCUCUCAAAUGCCACACUACCUGAGGACCUGGAGAGCCCUGGCGUCCCUCUUCGGAAAGUCCAUAGCAACAUGUGUUUGCUUUCAGCUUCGAGUUUGGACAGUCUGUCAUUUGCGAUGGUACCACCUACUGAUGAAGUGGCCAGGAGUCUCCAAACUCUCAUAAGCAGGUGCCUCCAUGGGAAGGAUUACUGUCGGCAGGUCCUCUGUCUGUAUGAACUUGCCAAGGAGUUGGGCUGUUCCUAUGGAGAUGUUGCUACCAGGGACAGUGAAGCCAUGCUCCGAGCAAUCUUGGCUUCUCAGCGGCCUGACCGAUGCAGACAAGCCCAGGUCUUCAUCAACACCCAGGGCCUUGAACCAGACACUGUGGCUGAACUUGUGGCUGAAGAGGUGACACGAGAGCUACUGACCCCAUCAGAGGGAGCAGGAGAAAAGCAGCCUUUCAACCUAGCAGAGGAAAGCCAGACAUUUCUUCAGCUAACUGCUUUGUGUCAAGACCGUACAUUGGUAGGCAUGAAGUUGUUGGACAAGAUUCCAUCUGUCCCCCAUGGGGAGCUGUCAUGCACCACAGAGCUCCUGAUCCUGGCCCAUCACUGCUUUACCUGUGCGUGUUACAUGGAGGGCAUCAUCAGAGUCCUACAGGCUGCCCGGAUGCUUACAGAUAACCACUUGGCUCCCAAUGAGGAGUAUGGAUUGGUGGUACGCCUCCUCACUGGCAUUGGACGGUACAAUGAGAUGACGUACAUAUUCGACUUGCUGCAUCAAAAGCAUUAUUUUGAAGUUCUGAUGAGGAAGAAGCUAGAUCCAACCGGCACCCUGAAAACAGCCCUACUAGACUACAUCAAACGCUGCCACCCUGGAGACAGUGAAAAGCACAAUAUGAUCGCCCUGUGCUUCAGCAUGUGUCGGGAGAUAGGAGAGAACCACGAGGCCGCAGCCUGCAUCCAACUGAAGCUGAUCGAAUCUCAGCCCUGGGAGGAAAGUCUCAAGGAUGGAGCCCAACUAAAACAGCUCCUGCUUAAAGCCCUGACUUUGAUGCUGGACGCAGCAGAGAGUUACGCAAAGGACUCCUGUGUGCGGCAGGCCCUGCAUUGUAACCGGCUCACCAAGUUGAUAACACUACAGAUUCACUUUCUCAACAGUGGCCAGAACACAAUGCUCAUCAACUUGGGCCAUCAGAAGCUAAUGGACUGUAUCAUGACCCUACCUCGGUUCUACCAGGCUUCUAUUGUAGCUGAGGCCUAUGACUUUGUUCCUGAUUGGGCUGAAGUACUCUACCAACAAGUGAUUCUUAAAGGAGACUUUAGUUACUUGGAAGAAUUUAAGCAGCAGAAGUUACUAAAACCCAAUAUAUUUGAAGACAUUUCCAAAAAAUAUAAACAACACCAGCCUACUGACAGGGUCACAGAAAACCUGAAGAAGUUACUUUCAUAUUGUGAAGACAUCUACCUGUAUUACAAGUUGGCAUAUGAACACAAGUUUUUUGAAAUUGUAAAUAUGCUUCUGAAGGAUCCUCAAACAGGAUGCUGUCUUAAAGAUAUGCUCGCGGGUUAGAAGGUCUGAAAGGUGCUUGACUGUUCGUACCUAUACGGCUCUAAGGGUGUUCCAUCACAAUAAAGUACUUGGAUACCUUUAUCCCCACUUGAGUUGAAAAGCCCAGAAAUAUACCACACUGCACCAGUCGUUUGUGUCUGUAGGAAAUGGAGAGAUUAGUAUUGAGAUCAAAAGUGUCUUGUUAGAAUGGCUUCUACAUAGAGAAACAAUAGUGCUUAAAGAACACCUGUGCCUGCAGGUUCCAGUUUCAAAGCAAUUUAAUCUUAUUUACACAGUUAAGGAACGGGUGAUACAUUUUCAUGAGUUAGAAACUGAUCUUUCUGUAAUAAAAUAGAUUUUAACUCAGUGUCAUUAUCACUGCUGAGGAAAUCGUAGCCCUUGUCUGCCUUCAACAGCAUUCACUGGAGUUAUUGCUAUGUACUCUCCCUUCUGUUAACUCACUGUCACUUAGAUGGUCCUGUUUUCCACUCAGUAGUCUACAGAGCUUUGAGGUUACUAUGACCUAUGGAAGAGAAAUUAGAAACAUUUUUGUUCUGAUUCUGAUAACUGGGGGCUGGAGCACAAGUUUGGGUAAGUUAUUUAAGAUGUAAUUCAAUUUAUUCGUAUAACAAUAACCUAAGCAACAGGCUCCAUCACUACUAAUAAAUAGUCCUAGGUACUUAAUUGGGUCUUAGCAUCUAAACAACAAAAUAAUUUCCCAAAUAAACAAGAGUAGGAAGGCAGCCUCUGUUGCUCUACAACUAUUGAAAGCCCAAACACUCUUGCUUCAAAGCUGUGACUACAUCAAGCAUUGAUUAGCUUUAGUGAGUACAAAGACCUCCACCCAAGAGUGGCAUUCUGUACUCUUAACUAUCUCUUGGGAUAUAACACAAAAUUUAAGUCCUCACAAUAGUGAUUUUAUUAAAUUAGUUGCUUUAUAAAACAUUGCAGAUGUCAUAAUUGUUAACAUAACAAUUUACCAAACUGUAGUUAACUGGUGCAGUUUGCUGAGCAUGUUUUAUAAAGAAAAGGAAAUGCCAAAACCCUGUUAAAAGUUUUUCCAUUGCAGCCUAGAAGAACAAGAUUUGUUUCUCAGACACUUGAAUCAGGCAAACAGAAACAGAGUUCCCUCCCCCAUUUGAAGUCCUCCAUCAAAAGAAACAGGCUGAUAAGUAACUAGACAGUCAAUGCACUGGUGAGUCCACACUUGCACUGUAAUAAUGGAGAAGUUUACCUUCUUCAGCUUCAAAGUCGGAGGGUUUUGGUCAUUAAAAUCUUAAGUAUCAAACUAGUACUUUUCAGCCACAGUAUCUUCACUCUGAGAUAAACAUUCUUCUUCACAACAAGUUUUUAAUAUCCUCACCUCAAUUUUAAGACAAAGCAAUUUUAAUACUAGGUGCAUCCCACAUGCCCUUGCUGCAAACUGCUUUUCUUGACAAGUUAUGAAGUAGUUCAAGGAGGUAUGGUUAAGGCUGUAUUACUGAAUGGUGCUGGUAAAUACUACACUUUUUUUUUUGUCAUGUUGCAACCUUUGUUUCCAAUUUAGUGACUGCUGCUAUGGAAUCGGAUAGCAACAAUGACAACAUUAUUAGGUUUGUUUUGUUUUUAAACUAUGAUUUAGUAGCAACUGAGGUUCCCAAUUUUAACCCCUUGGCAACAAGAUCCAAGUUCCCUCAUUUGCACAUUAGCACCUGAGUGUCAAGGGGUUAAAUAACCAGCACAAAGAUACUGCACUUCUGAUUGUAGCAUUUGGCAGAACUGAAAGGAAAGGAGGUUGUGCUACAUGUUGAAGGGAUUGUGGGCAACAGAAAGGAGACACCAGAAGAUAAAAUGUCACAUGAAGUCUUCAUAGUCUUGUACAUAUCCUCCAUCAUAUCCACCAUAGUCUGCCAGAUCGUCUUUCAUGGUGGCCUUUAAUCCCCCUCCAGGUACCACACCUUUCUUCUUCUUUUUGGCUUUGCUUUGCUAAAAAUGAAGAGUUAAAGUCAUGAAUCUUUACUUAUUGUGGGUGUUUCAUCUGUCAUAGCAAACAUUUAAAGAGGUCAAAGCCUCUCUAAAAGGUAUAACCUACAGCAAUCUUGAUUUUCUCAGAAAAGAACACACAUAUGUCUGAAUGGAAGCAUCAGGCGGCCAUGGGGCUGCUCUCUUCUAACCCAGCUUCAACAGGCUCUCUAAUACAAAUACUUACCUUUUCCUGCUUCUGUUUUUCACUGCAGAGCACAGUCAAUGAGUUGGUAAUCUUUUUCAAGUCAUCAAUUUCCACUUUAAAAGAGGGAAAGAGACAUACUACUAAACUUCAAUUUUUCAGCAUUUUGAAAAAUAAAAUCAAAAUAGGCAUCCUUUUAAUGUAUAAAAAUUAAUUUGUAUGUCAAUAAAGUCGGGUAACUCUCCUUCAUAAAUAACUGUUCAGUCUAUGGCUAGGCUCAGUGAGCUCAUAAAAUCCCAAUGAUGAACUUAAUGGCUAUAAGAACUGUAACAUGGACUCUUUAGUAUUCCCACUGCUUCUUACCUCCUCUCCUCAGCCUAAAAGGGGAGAAGAACCAUGGCCUCCUUCCUGUAACAUAUCCUCACAUUAGCUAGUAACACAUAUGACAAGCCUUCUACCCUAAGAACUGUAAUACAUUUAGUGGACAAUCUGCCCUGUACUUAACUGGAAAAAAAAAAAAUCAAAAAAUCAGUGCUUAGACACAGAAAAUGUUAGUGUUUGCUUAGAAAGAGCCCCAACCCCCAAGUGUGAAACACACUACAUAUAACCUGUGGGUAAAUCAAUCACAUUUGAGAAUCCCCUGCUUAGUGAUCGUUCCUCAAAGAAAAUCAACUACUAAUUCACAAUGACCCUUUCUCAAUCUUCAGCCAGUCCUACCCCCAGAUAUCCUUGAUGAGGCAUGUCAGCACAUACGUGCCAGCUCUGUUGGGCAACUUGGACAGCACCUUAGGCUUACAUUUGUAAAGUCGGCAGUUCUUGAGGGUCUUACUGAGCUCAAAACCCCUAGAAGCUGCUAGUCUAUUCCUUCUAAAGAUACUUUGUGGCUUCUUUAGGAGAUGACUGGAUAAAGGGGUGACCUGCUUUGGCAUAAACCAACUAUCUUUUGGGAAGCUACUACAAAACAAUGAAAGCAGCCUGCCACCAUGCAUUGGAGAACAUUCCAAAAAUAUUUGCUAAAAAGGAAAUCUCAACUCUCUAUUACAUAGCAUUAAAGCACUUUUAAAAAACUAUUUUUCAAAGUAUAGUGUUCAUAAUACAGUCUCUUACCCCCUUAGUUUUUCAAGACAGGGUUUCUCUGUGUAGCCCUGGAUGUCCUGGAACUCACAGAGAUCUGCCUGUGCUUCUCAAGUACUAGGAUUACAGAUAUAGCCAUCACACCCAACCAUAAUACAGACUUAUCAAAAAAGGGCUAGAAUCAGAAUCACUUACAUGAAAUACAGACAUCUCGAACUAAGGCUUCCAAAAAACUGGCAUAAUAUAGUGAUUUUUCAUAUUGUGUAAUUUUAUCUUUUAGUAACUUUCCAAACUCUGUGAAGUCAUCUCUUGAAGAUGGGUUCAUAGCAUCUAUUCCAUAAACUGUAUUAUUAACACCUGUAAGAGAGAGAAGUUCUGAAACGUUAGGAAAAAAAGCAAACAUUUUAAAUUCAUCAGUGAGAGGCUAGUGAAAUGGCUCAGUGGGUUAUAAGAGCUUAUCUGGAGCUCAUGUAAAGAUGGGGAGAGAACAGACUCCAUAAAACUGUCCUCUGACCUCCACAUAUGUUCUUAGACCCCAUAACACAAACAUUUUAAAGUUCGUAAAGCAAGUUGAAUUGCCAUAGUGUGCACCAUAAUGUGGUAUGGUGCGUGUGCAUGUGCGUGUGCAUGUGUACUUGAACUGCGUGUGAAAGUAAGAGUAUAACUUUCCUUCCACCAGUAAGAGUCCUAGGGAUCAAACUCAUGUUGUCAUCAGGUUUAUUAUUACCCUCUGAGCCACCACUCCAGCCCUCUGAAUCUUUUUAACCUGGGCCUAUUAGAGUUCUCAGACAGAAUUCAGGAAGAGCCUUCUAAAUCUUUUAAAUUCAAAACAGAGUUCAAGGCCUGGCAGAGACAGAGAGAAACUGAGACAGACUGACGACACUAACAACCAACAAAUAAAUUAAAAAAAAUCAUAUGGUCUGGGAAUGUAGCACAGGUAGUGCCUGCCUAACAUGUAUGAAGCCCUGAAUUCAAUCUCCUGCAUUAAAAGUUAAAAACAUAAUUCUAUGUCAUGAGACUUGUUUUGUUUCAAUUAACAGAUUCCUUUGUUAAAAAAAAUAAUAAAAGACCUUAUAUAUUUUAAAGACAUAGUUGAAAAACAGUAAAACAGCUGAGCAUGGUAGUAUUCAGGAAGCAGAAACAAGCGCCUCUGUGGGUUCAAGGUCAUUCAGGUCUACACAGGGAAUCCAGACUGACUUAGGCUACACAGAGAUCCUAUCUCAAAAACAAGCCAUAGUUUUGUUUUUUUUUUUUAAAAAAAAAAAAAAAAAAAAAGGACCCACAGAAUUCACUAACUUUCCAAAAACAACGCUCUCAAAGAUCAAGAAAAACAGAACGAACUGGGUGGAAGAUAGCUCAGUGGUUCACUGCCACUAAGUGUGACCACCUAAAGUUCAAGCACCUGAACCCACAUGGCAGGAGAGAACCAAGUCUACAAGAUGUCCAUAGGCAUCUAGGGUACACAAGCACAAACAACUUUUGGGAUGGGAAAAAAUAAAAAAGACAGAUAUGGAGGGCUGGAGAGAUGGCUCAAUGGUUAAGAGCACUGACUGCUCUUCCAGAGGUCCUGAGUUCAAUCCCCAGAAACCACAUGGUGGCUCACAACCAUCUGUAAUGAGAUCUUAUGCCCUCUUCUGGUGUGUCUGAAGACAGCUACAGUAUAUUCAUAUAUAAAAUAAAUAAAUCUUAUUUUUAAAAAAAAGGAUGGAUACUAUAAAAAUAAUUAGCUAACUCCAAAAGCAGUUUUCUCUCAGUGUUAAAAUCUGAGCGAAUGGGGUUGGGGAUUCAGCUCAGUGGUAGAGCGCUUGCCUAGCAAGCGCAAGGCCCUGGGUUCGGUCCCCAGCUCCGAAAAAAAGAAAAAAGAAAAAAAAAAAACAAAAAAUCUGAGCGAGCGAAAACUUAAUCUAGCCUCAAAUGAUCUAACAAUACCACAGACUCAGCAGUGCAGUAUAAGAAUUGACAGUUAAUUCCUAUUAACCAAACAAUUACUGUGCUAGUGCACUUUUUACUUCUUAAUCUGGUAUCUCAUAUGAGGUUUUCUGCACUGAGCAUAUAAAUAUGGCUGUCAUGAAUACAGGACACCCACAGUCACACCUGAGGAAUAUGGUCCUACUUUCUAAAGGAGGAAACAAUUACAGCAAGCAAGCCUCUUGCAUUGUAGAGAAGGGAUUAGGGAGUCAGAAUUUUUUUUUCAUACCUGGUAAUGACAAAUUAGACAACUAAAAAGUAGGGUCUUGAUUUCUCUUCCUCAGUUGUGCUGGCAGUUUUAAGUCAACUAGAUAAACUACGGAGUCCUCUGACAACAGGGAACUUCAGUUGAGAAAAUGCCCUUACCAGAUUGGCCUGUGGUGCAUUUUCUUGAUUUUUGAUUUAUGUGAGACAGCACAGCUCACUGCAGGCAGUGACACCCCUGAGUCCUGGGUACUGUAAGAAAGUGGAAUGAGCAGGCCAAGAGGAGCAAGCUAGUAAGCAGCAAUCCUCCAUGGCUUCUGUUUCACUUCCUGCCCUGACUUCUCUGGAUGAUGGGCAAUAAGCUAUAAGAUAAAAAUAACUCUUUCCUUCCUAAGUGGCUUUGGUGUGAUGUUUUAUCACAGUAAUAGAACUAUGACACUAAGAAUGCACGCAUUUAUCUUGUUCACUGAUUAUAGCUGUGAAAUGCCACAGCAGGAUGACCCCAAAGACAGUUUGGCAUUUAAUUUCCAAGCUACAGACUACAGAAUCUAUCCAGCUCAUAAAUUUUAGGAAAAGUGUAUUUUACUGAAUCUACUAGGUUGGGAGGCACAGCCUUGGUAUAGACUUAGCUGGCUUCCACUUCUGACCCUCCUGUCUCAAUGUCCCAUGUGUUACAAAGAUGUCUUAAAUUCAAUAACCUUUACGAUACACUAAGCAAUUACCCAAAAUCUGAUAACUUUUCUGUACCUUGUCAAUCUCAAAAAUAUAAACAAGAACUUAAAGAUGUUUUCUUAAAACUUCAAUUAGUAUACAUGUGUCCUUUAAAAACAUGGUUUUUGAUCUUUUAUGGGUAGUAAGAUGGGCAGAAUUUUUCAUCUGGAUAGCUCAACACUACACCCAUCAUCUUACCAAAAGUUUCUUUUGCUAAUUCAAGGUCUGACUCUUCCUGUAAUUUCUUUAGCCGGAGUUUAUCUGCUAAUUGCUCUUCGGGUGUUAGCACUUUAGAUUCUUCAGGUUCUUCUAACUAGAAAGAAACAGAAAUUUCACUUACAAAUGCCAAGCUUAUGGUGGAAACAAUUCAUACUGUAUGAAUUUUAUGUCGGCACCUAUAUAAAGAAGCAAGCACACACGAGGUGGUUACUGGAUUUUACCACUCAUUUAAACACUUUAGGUCUUAUUUCAGUUGUACAGCUAAAACACAGAAGCUGGGUGGGAGUGGUGUACACCUUUAAUCCCAGCACCAGGAGGUAGGUGGAUCUGUGACCAGUCUGGUCUAUAGAUGAGUUCCAGGAUAGCCAGGGGUACAACCACACAGAAAAACCUAGUCUUAGUCACCACUAACCCCAAAUUAUGGAGACAUAAAGAGGUGAGCAAGGUAACAGGAAGUAACAUCUAACAAGGGUGAGAGUUGAACCCAGGAAGGAUUUAUUUCAUUAUUUCUUGUUAUUUUAUCUAUAGUUCAUAUUUUAUUUUGCUUUUUUAUUUGCUUAAUUUUGUCUGUUUCAUUAAUUGGUUUUUUUUUUUUCUUGAGACAGGCUCUCUUGUAGUUCAAACUUGCUGUGUAGCUGAGGAUGACCUACAACUCUUGAUCCUUUGUCUCUUAACUACUAGUAUUAGGAUUCCAGGCCUAUGCUACCACACCUGGCUAGUUUGUUUUAGUCUAUUUUCAGCUUAAGGUUUUCUAUUUUUAAGACAGGGUUGUAAUAUGGAGCACAGGCUAAUGUGGAACUUAUUGACUUUUCUGCUUCAAUGUUUUGAUCAUGUCUUUUUUUUUUUAAAGAUUUAUUUAUUAUAUGUAAGUACACUGCAGCUGUCUUCAGACACACCAGAAGAGGGCAUCGGAUCUCAUUACAGAUGAUUGUGAACCACCAUGUGGUUGCUGGGAUUUGAACUCAGGACUUCUGGAAGAGCAGACAGUGCUCUUAACCACUUAGCCAUCUCUCCAGCCCAUGUCUUUUUUUUUUUUUUUUUUUUUUGUGAAGACAGUUUCUUUGUGUAACCCUGGCUGUCCUUGAACUUACUACUGCCUGACUCUGAGCAUUUGUCACAAGCUUAAGUUUUGUGUUCUUUUCUGUUUUUUCUUUUAGUUUCCAAGUCAGGUGAUUGUACAUGACUUUAGUCCCAGCACUUGGGAGGCAGAGGCAGGCAGAUCUGUGGAAGUUCAAAGCCAGCCUGAUCUACAGAACAAGUUUUAGGACAGCCAGGGCUAGAGAGAUGCACAGAUGUAGAGGGAGGGACAUUCAGUUGAGAAGGAGACAUUCCUUCUAUGAUAUUGCUGAGGAGGAAGGUCAAUUGGGUACUUCUCUGCCUCUAGCAGGCUUCCACCCCAGCAUCUAGCUCCCAAAUCUUCACUGAUAAAAAUGGUUGAGAUUUUGUUAAAAAACAAGUCAAUGAGAAAUAUCUCCAUUUUGUAAUCCUUAAUAGCUAAGAAAUGAUAAUCAAUAAUAAUGUAACAGGUGGGUAAGAAACUGAUGUAAUGAAAAAUGUAAGUUUAUAAUGGAACCAGGCUGUGUCCUCAUCUCAACCCAGUUACUUCUUCAGAAUCAGCAAACAGUGCAGGCAAGAACAUGACUCCUGAUGUGAGAUAGUAGAACGCACUGUCUACUGUUAAAAUGUCUAACGUGAAUCUCACCAAAAGUUUACUCAUAAGUUGCAAUUUAGAGUUAUGUUAUAAAGUAACCAGAUACAGAUAAAAGGGAGUAGGCUCUAUAAGACAACUAGCAGUCCAGUCUCUUUCAUAUAUCAGUAAAACAAGGGGAAGAGAAAGGGCAUGGAGGUGGUGGUAAGAGGAGUAAAAGGAGAAAACAAAAGACUAUAAGAAGUCAGCACAAUAACCACCAUGUGAUACACGUACAAGCUCUGCAUCAAUAGAGCAAAUUUAAAAGAUUGCUUGGAAUAACUGGGAGUAUACAUUUCUAUGUUUGUAUGUGUUUGUAUAACACAUUAAAUACACGCAUACAAAUUAACAUUGAAAUCUAGAUCUAGAGAUUUUUAGAAUAUCAGGUUAUAUUUAUGCAAUCAUAUGAAAAAGAUCCCUAUUCAGAGGCUUAAAGAUAAUGUUUCUUAGUUGUAUUAAUAUGUAGUCCUGACUAGUCUAGAAGUGCUACAUAGACCAGACUAGAACUCAAAUUUUAGUAAUCCUUCUGCUUCUGCCUUCCAAGUGCCAAUACUACAGGUAUGAAAACGAUCACAUUUGCUUUAUGAGACUGUAUCUCACAGUAUAACCUAGGAUAGUCUUAAGUUUUAUAGUCCUCUAAUUCAGGCUUACAAAGUACUGGUAUUACAGCACCACCAUGCUAGAUUAUUUUCUUAUCAUAUUUAUAGUUUUUUUUUUUUUUU
This is a messenger RNA of Rattus norvegicus (Norway rat), 16050 nucleotides long. Lineage: Eukaryota; Metazoa; Chordata; Mammalia; Rodentia; Muridae. The record is from RefSeq and is a predicted model, not a curated record.